AUGGGACUCACACCGAGAGAACGAAUCGAGAGGAUUCAGCGCGAGGCUUCCCUUCGCGGGAUCUCCACUGGCGAAGCACAACGUCACAACGGCAGGCCAGUCGAGUUUGUCACUCUAACGCCAAAUGAAGAUGGUGGGGACACUAUUGCGCCCUUCGGUCAUCCUCGCACGACAAAAAACUUCAACGGCUUUCCUCCAAGAUUGCCGACAGUUCCUCGCGCUCCCAAUUCAGCGGCGCCCGGACCCAGAAACGGCUUUCAGCUCCGACUGCCGACUUCUGCUCGUGCUACAACCCCAGCAGUAGCUGGACCUAGCAACUUCUUCCAUCCACAAUCGUCGACGAACUCCAGUGCUCCAGUUUCAGAAACUCGAGAGCCCAGCCAGACGCCUGGUGACGAAGACAUCGGCAUGGGCGUCGACGACUUCACUGCUCUCGAGCCACCGAGCAUGAAGGGUGAGCAAAAGCGUAGGCAAGACUCGGCGUUUGCCACCUCUACGCAAGACUCCACUAGACUCGAACCUGAUGCGGGCUUCGACAUCGAGCGCCGUCGCAAGAAGGCCAAGCUAGCCACUGAGGAACCACAAGUGUGGCUGUCGGCUCAGGGCAAUCUGAGAACGGGUAUGCCUGGCCCUUCUACUCCCCCAAUUGCCACUCGAGUCCCAGCAGAACCUCAAGCUUCCGCAGCUCCGAAAGCACUCUUCGCAACUCCUAUGGAGUUCUUCACAUCUUCGUCAGCUUUCGCACGUCCUCGUGCCGCUGCAUCUCCUGGAGCCGCUGGAUCUUCUGAAGCUGUUGCAUCUCCUGAAGCCGCUGCGUCUCCUGAUCGCGCUAUAUCUCCUGGUGCCGCUGCAUCUUCUCAAGUCGACGCAUCUCCUCCAGCAUCCGCGUCUCCUGAGCCUCUUCCUGCCAGCGUGUCAAACACUACACCGCUCCAAGACACCGCCACACCUGGUCCAUCUAACUCAUUGAGCUCGAUCCAAACUCAAGCCUCUGCUAUUGCUGGACUUCCUUCGGCAAGCACCUCCAAUGCCGCGGCUCCUCAAGCUGCUGCCGAUGCCCCUCCCACCACUAGGCAAGUCUCUCUUCAUCGAGACAUGACCCCCUACGUCGGCGCUCGCCCAAUCCCGCAGUGGCUGACCGACUUGGCACGCGAGAUCCGAGCUGCCGACACCGAUCCUCAGGGCAGACCGAAGACUGCGGCGCUCAAGAAGGUCACGAACACUUUCGUGAGAGAUGGUCAGACUCUUUCUCACUUCUCUCCUGCUUCGGGUGUUCUUAGAGUCGGUGCUAGGUGGUCGCCGUUGUGGGAGUGGUGGAUGGAUACGAGGGUGUUGACUCCGGCGCAGUGGUGGAGAGUCAAUGAGGUUGAUUGGAAGAUGAAGAGCGAGGGGUACAAGGAGUUGCCCAAUGGAUGUUACGGAGUGAAUGUGCCUGCUGUUUGA
This is a messenger RNA of Cercospora beticola, 1443 nucleotides long. RefSeq lists its product as uncharacterized. Lineage: Eukaryota; Fungi; Ascomycota; Dothideomycetes; Mycosphaerellales; Mycosphaerellaceae. The record is from RefSeq and is a predicted model, not a curated record.